CUCGGGAGGAGGGCGGGGCGCGCGCAGGCGGGCCGAGUCGGAGGGCCGGGCCCACGGGCUGCGGCGGAGUGGGACUGGGCGCUGGCGCUACCGCCAUGGACGCCGACGCGGGGUCGGAGAACCCAGAGAACGGGGAGCGCCGCGACCCGAACCGGACUGCAGAGGAGGACGCGCGGGCCCGGGCCGAGUUCGCGGCGCUGCACGGCCCGGCGCUGCGCGCGUCCGGAGUCCCUGAGCGGUACUGGGGCCGCCUCCUGCACAAGCUGGAGCACGAGGUUUUCGAUGCCGGGGAGAUGUUCGGGAUAAUGCAAGUGCAGGAAGUGGAGGAGGAGAGUGAGGGCGAGGAGGCCCGGGAAGCUCGGAAGAGGCAGCCCAACCCUGGCGGCGAGCUCUGCUACAAGGUCAUCGUGACCAGCGAGAACGGGCUCCAGGCAGCCGACCCCAGCAGCAUCUUCCUCAUCGACCACGCCUGGACGUGCCGCGUGGAGCACGCGCGCCAGCAGCUGCGGCAGGUGCCCGGGCUGUUGCUCCGUAUGGCCAACCUGAUGGGCAUUGGGUUCCACGGCGAGCUGCCCAGCGCCGAGGCCGAGGACCUGGUGCUGGAGGAGAUGUGGCGGUUCAACCAGACCUACCAGCUGGCACACGGGACGGCCGAGGAAAAGGUGCCGGUGUGGUACAUCAUGGACGAGUUCGGCUCGCGCAUCCAGCACUCUGACACGCCCAGCUUUGCCACGGCGCCCUUCUUCUACGUGCCCCAGCAGGUGGCCUACACGCUGCUGUGGCCCCUGCGGGACCUGGACACAGGCGAGGAGGUGACCCGGGACUUUGCCUACGGGGAGGCCGACCCUCUGAUCCGGAAGUGCAUGCUGCUGCCCUGGGUCCCCGCCGACCUGCUGGACUUGAGCUCUUCCACGCCCGAGCCGCCUGACGAGCACUACCAGGCCAUUUUGGAGGAGAACAAGGAGAAGCUGCCGCUCGCCAUCAGCCCGGUGGCCUAUCCCUGCGACCACGUCUUCAAGGUCUACACAGACAUCCAGCAGGUGCUCAGGCACCUGACGCACCCGCGCUUCACCUUUGCCCAGAGCGAGGCGGAUGCGGACAUCCUCUACAACUUCUCCCACUUCAAGGACUACAGGAGGCUCAGCCAAGAGAGGCCCAACGUGCUGCUGAACCAGUUUCCCUGCGAGAACCUACUGACGGUGAAGGACUGCCUGGCCUCCAUCGCACGCCGGGCCGGGGGCCCCGAGGGCCCGGCGUGGCUGCCCCGCACCUUCAACCUGCGCACCGAGCUCCCGCAGUUUGUGAGCUGCUUCCAGCAGCGGGAGAGGCGGGGCCAGGACAACCACUGGAUCUGCAAGCCCUGGAACCUGGCCCGCAGCCUGGACACCCACGUCACCAGGAGCCUGCACAGUAUCGUCCGGCACCGGGAGAGCAGCCCCAAGGUCGUGUCCAAGUACAUCGAGAGCCCAGUGUUGUUCCUUCGAGAAGACGUGGGGCUGGUCAAGUUCGACAUCCGCUACGUCGUGCUUCUGCGCUCGGUGAAGCCCCUGAGGCUGUUUGUCUAUGACGUGUUCUGGCUGCGCUUCUCCAACCGGCCCUUCGCGCUCGACGACCUGGACGACUACGAGAAGCAUUUCACCGUCAUGAACUAUGACCCGGAAGUGGUGCUGAAGCAGGUGCACUACGAUGAGUUCAUCCCUGAGUUUGAGAAGCAGUACCCGGAAUUUCCCUGGAAGAGCGUCCAGGCUGAGAUCUUCCAGGCCUUCACGGAGCUGUUCCAAGUGGCGUGUGCCAAGCCGCCGCCCCUGGGCCUCUGCGACUAUCCCUCAUCCCGGGCCGUGUAUGCCGUGGACCUCAUGCUCAAGUGGGACGACCGUCCAGAUGGGACGCGAGUGAUGCAGCCGCAGAUCCUGGAGGUGAACUUCAACCCGGACUGUGAGCGGGCCUGCAGGUACCACCCGGGCUUCUUCAACGACGUCUUCAGCACCCUGUACCUGGACGAGCCCAGCCACUGCCACGUCACCCGCCUGGUCUAGGUGCUCGUGGCUCCGCGCUGCCUGCCGGCCCCUUCCAGCCUCAGCGGGCGGAGGUGCUUCCGCGGGCCCCUCCCCUCCUUCCUCGGCACAGCCUCGUCUUGGAGCUGUCAUCCCCGUGUCACCUCUGGGGGCUCAGGGUCCUCUUCCCUCCGAGGUCAGGAGCAGGACCAGGCACGGUGUCCCCAGGGCUGAGUCCCAGGCCCCUGUCCGUGCUCCCCUCACCGCCAUCCGUGCUCAGCUGAGGGCUUUUUCUGGAGGGUCUGGUUCCUGGGCUGCUGUUUCCCAGGGGGUUAGCGGCUGUGGGUUCUGGGGAGCACGAGGUUUCCCCAGCAACACCUGCGGAGCCCACAUGCGAACGGGGAGCUGGGUGGGCUGCUUCUCCAGGGGGCCUGCUCGUGUAUCGUGACUCCGCUGGGGCAGGGUGUCCCCACCCCUGCCCCCCAGAACAGCUGGGAACCUGCUCCCCGGACCACACCUUCUUGGUUCCCACUCUCGACCAGACCUUUCCCAGUAAGCUUCCCGUGAAGUUCCCGGCCGGGAGGGCCGCGGCCUUGGGCUGCUGUUGCCUUUCCACGUGGCAAGAGCAGGCUGUCCUCCUCUGACCCCGGCAUACCCGGCCGCCCGCCGGGCACGGCAGAGCUGUCCCCCUCGCCUGCCGUCGGCUGGGGCCUCAGGGACAAGUGUGGGCGGCAGAGCCCAGCAGCAGACGGCCAAGGAAGAUGAUUCCAGGGAGAACUUGAUGUUACUGUCAGGUGCCACCUUCCACCCGAGUCUAGCAUCAAAAUGUUGGAUUUUUGUUAGUUUUUCAUUUAUGGGAGGAAAAUAUAAAGAUUCUUAUUAUUUCCGUAACCUUGUUUCUGAAAUUUGGAGUCAGAUGCUGGUGUGUUUUGUGUAGCCCCAGUGGCCCCAGGCCCAGCUGACAGUGGGGUGGGGGGAGAGUUUGACCCCCACUCCUUGGGGGGUGGGGGUGGGGCACGGAGCUUCAUUCACUGUGAAGCCAAGAAACAAAACUGGGCUGGGCUGUGCCUCCCAUCCGUGUGUCCACUUGGCUGUGUGUGUCCAUCUUCUUUGUCACCCAGAACCUCAGCCUGUUGGCUGGGGAGACGCCCCUUCCAUCCUGCUAAGCUGUGAUGUAGCAAGGACACACGGUCUCUGGUUUCCCCUGGAGAGCCGCUGGCGUCCUGCCCUCUCCUUGACGCGACCUGUACCGUAAUAAACUAGGCCU
This is a messenger RNA of Enhydra lutris kenyoni (northern sea otter), 3261 nucleotides long. Its product is annotated as tubulin tyrosine ligase like 12. The transcript is spliced from 14 exons. Bases 96 to 2036 code for a protein of 646 amino acids. The record is from RefSeq and is a predicted model, not a curated record. Lineage: Eukaryota; Metazoa; Chordata; Mammalia; Carnivora; Mustelidae. Gene Ontology annotation, biological process: protein modification process.